AUCCAGACCUCCGGCUCCUUAUGGCUGUAUAUGAUGAGAACAUCCAGAAGAAUCAUUUCUACGUGGCGUUGGAGAAGCAGAGGCCGGACCUCUGCAGCCGAGUGGCAGAGCUCCACGGCAUCGUCCUGGUGCCCUGUUGCGGGAGUUUGGCCGUCAGCAGCUUCUCCGACUCUCAGUUCGACAGCUAUGUCCUGCAGCCCGCGGAGGACGGGUACCACACCGCGGAUGGAAAGGAGGUCAGGAUCCAGGACAGGCAGGUCCUGCUGGGGUCCGGCUUCCCGGCCCCGGCGUCGGUCCCCAUCCUGUUUGAGGAGACCUUCUACAACGACCAGGAGCAGAGCUACAGCAUCCUGUGCAUCUCCAGGCCCGUGGAGAUGGAGCCCAGUCCGGCGGAGGUCUGCCCGCCCCCCCCCUACUGCCUGAAGACUGUGGAGGACGUCAAGGACUUCCUGGGCCGCCACGCCCAGAAACUGGACCGGUUCAUCCACGGCUUCUGUCAGACCUUCAAAGAGACGGAGAGGAAGGGACUCCGACACCACAUAGACUCGGUGAACAGUCUUUACACUAAAUGUCUUCAGUGUCUGCUGAGAGACUCUCGUCUGAAACUCCUGGCCAAGCAGGAGCUUCAGAUGACUCUUCUCAAGCAGGCGGUCGAGGUGUACGUUCAUCAUGGUAUCCAUGACUUAAUUUUUAACUUUGUGGGAACGCUUGAAGCCAGCCAGGACGCCGCCUUCAACAAGACCAGCAGGAGUCUGCAGGAGCUGCAGCAGAAGGAUCUGGGAGUCAAACCGGAGUUCAGCAUCAACUUGUCUCGGGCGAAGAGAGAGCUGAGUCAGCUCAACCAGCAGACCUCCCCGCUCCUCAAACUGCUCUGCCUGCGUCGAGUGGCCCUGACCGCGACCCAGACCCCCAGAGGCACCGUCUGUAUAGAGGCUGUGUGUGCCGACGACCUGCUCUCCGUCAUCCUCUACCUGCUGGUGAAGACAGAAAUCCCCAACUGGAUGGCCAACCUGAGCUACAUCAGGAACUUCUGCUUCAGCCGCUUAGGGAAAGACGAGCUCAGCUACUGUCUGAGCACCUUCGAGGCCGCGGUGGAGUACAUCAACCUGGGGAAGCUGCAGGACACACACACUGGAUCGGGGGACCUGAACGACAAGGCCUUGUUCAAAGAGAGGAUGAGUCUGCUGACUCAGAGCACUGCCACGCCCAUCCACUGUCUGUUUGAGGUGAGCUCGGGGAAACUGACCCACCGCUCUGCACGACCAAAAGUGAAUCAGCAGUUUACCAAGCAUGCACAUUAACUAUGUUUGUCGACUUCCUGUCGCAGGCGGCUGAACGACCCGUCCAUCGUCACGCCGUUCUCCAGAGACGACCGAGGUUACACUCCACUUCACGUCGCUGCCAUCUGCGGUCAGGCCAAGCUGAUCGACCUGCUGGUGUGUAAAGGAGCGCCGGUCAACGCCACCGACUACCACGCCCUCACACCGCUGCACCUGGCCUGCCAGAAGGGAUUCCAGGGAGUCACGCUGCUGCUGCUGCACUACAAGGCCAACACGGACGCCCAGGACAACAACAGCAACACACCGCUGCACCUCGCCUGCAUGUACGGACACGAGGACUGUGUGAAGGCGUUGGUGUACUACGACCUCCAAACGUGCCGCCUGGACCUGCACAACGACAAAGGCGACACGGCGCUGCACAUGGCGGCCCGCUGGGGCUACGAGGGGAUCAUCCAGGUGCUGCUGGAGAACGGAGCGAGCACCGACAUCCUCAACAAGAGCAAAGACUCCCCGCUGCAGUGUGCGCUCAACUCAAAGAUCCUGGCGUUGCUGCAGUCGACUCAGAGCGGCCGUCAGCGCAGCCGAGUCCACUCUGCCGGUCGCUCCCCUCGGACGUCGGACUGCAGCAGCAGCCGCCGCUCCUCCGUCUCCAGCACCUCCUCCCUGGGCUCCGAGGCCAAACCAGAGGGAGAACGGGUACGACACAGAGAGGUGGAGAAGCUGCUGCGGGCCGUGGCAGACGGAGACGUGGAGAUGGUGCGUUACCUGUUGGAGUGGAUGGAUGAGGACGAGGAGGACGAAGGGGAGCAGCCGUCGGAGGCCGUGCUCUGCCACCCGCUGUGCCAGUGUCCCAACUGCGCUCCCACUCAGAAGCUGUCCGUCCUGCAGGCCGGAGCGCUCGGGGUCAACAGCUGUAACGUCGAUGGUUUCACGCCGCUCCACGUCGCCGCCCUGCACGGCCACUCUGCGCUGGCCGCCCUGUUCGUCCGCCACGGGGCCAACGUCAACGCACGCAACAACCAGAGCGCCACGCCGCUGCACCUGGCCUGCCAGAACAGCCAUGUCCAGGUGAUGAGGUUUCUGCUUGAGUGCAACGCCAAACUGAACAAGAAGGAUCACUAUGGCAACACGCCUCUGAUACAGGCCUGUCUCUGUGGAAACGUGGAGACAGCCACCACGCUGUUACAGAGUAAUGCGUUGGUGAACGUGGCGAACCUUCAGGGGAACACGGCGCUCCAUGAGGCGGUGCGCGGCGGACACCAGGCGCUGGUGGAGCUGCUGCUGAGGGGCGGAGCCUCACCCGGCCUCAGGAACAAGAGCCAGAGGACGCCCCUGGACUGCGCCUAUGAGCUGGGCGGAAAGGUGGUGCUACACCGUUACAGCUACACCACUACAGCUACACCACUACAGCAACACCACUACAGCAACACCACUACAGCUACACCCACCAAAGCCACACCACUACAGCUACACCACUACAGCUACACCACUACAGCUACACCACUACAGCUACACCCACCAAAGCCACACCACCACAGACCCUCUCGUACGACUUAUUUGGGGUUUUGA
Etheostoma cragini (Arkansas darter) is the source of this 2849-nucleotide messenger RNA. RefSeq names its product ankyrin repeat domain 27 (VPS9 domain) (gene ankrd27). The transcript is spliced from 23 exons. NCBI's taxonomy places the organism in Eukaryota, Metazoa, Chordata, Actinopteri, Perciformes, Percidae. Gene Ontology annotation, cellular component: tubular endosome; early endosome; plasma membrane. The record is from RefSeq and is a predicted model, not a curated record. Gene Ontology annotation, biological process: neuron projection morphogenesis; early endosome to late endosome transport. Gene Ontology annotation, molecular function: SNARE binding; guanyl-nucleotide exchange factor activity.